AUGCAUUUAGGAGCAAUUACAUUAGCUCGAAAACAGAGGGAAGCUAAACUAGCUGCAGCUUUUCCUAAAGGGGUACGUUGUCAAAAAUGCCUGGAAUACGGACACUGGAGUUACGAAUGUAAAGGAAAACGAAAAUAUGUUCACAGGUCUUCGAGAACACAAAUGCUGAAAAAAAAUUUAAAUAAACUCGACAGUGCCAACAGUGGUGGUCAACCAAAAACUAAAAAUAUCAAGGCAGAUUACGGCACGUCAAAAACAGGCAAAUCAAAUGUAAACGCUUCAUCGAGCUCUGAUUUAUCGUCAACCUCCGAUGAUAGUAGCGACAGCGAAAGCAGCAGCUCGAGUAGUACUACCAGCAGUAGUAGCAGUGGCAGCAGCAGUACUAGUAGUAGUAGUAGUAGUAGUAGUAGUAGUAGUAAUAGCAGUAGCAGCGACAGUGAACUUGAAUCUUCUGACAUUGAUCAACAGAAAUUCAAAGCAAAUAAGAAAAAACGCACAUCCAAUUAUCAAAAGAAAAACAAAAAUAUGUAA
Molecule: messenger RNA, 531 nt
Organism: Sabethes cyaneus
Lineage: Eukaryota; Metazoa; Arthropoda; Insecta; Diptera; Culicidae
Product: zinc finger CCHC domain-containing protein 10-like
Exons: 1
Coding region: 1-531 (176 amino acids)
Molecular function (GO): zinc ion binding; nucleic acid binding
Source: RefSeq, a predicted model, not a curated record